AUGGCCGAAAACCGCGAUAGUAUACCAGAAUUCUUUGAGGUCGCUCUUUCAGACUUCAACGUGGCUGCCCACGCAAGGAAGAAGUUUGAAAAACAAAUAAAGGAGAAACGAAACAAAAACAAAGCGAAGGCAGAGAAGGGAUCCAACAUCGGGCGCAUUGUUGAACGAGAAGAACUGACCGUGCAAAGACUAAGUGCAGAGGCAACGGGGAAAGCCCAAAAAUUUUCCCGACUUGCGCCGAUGGAAUACGUAUCGUUUUGCAGGCUACGAUGAAGUGACGCUUCAAAACAUAAAGUUGGCAUGUGAAAAACACAUUUUGGCCAUGGUUGUUAAAGGUGUCGCGCGCGAUAUGUUAGCUGGGGAACAAGAGCCUUCUUGUUUCACCCUUGAGCAAAUACCCGAUCUGAAAUUGAUUCAUAUACGGUUUAUUCAUCGUUCUGAGCACGACGAACAGGGUCACGCAGCAAUGAGUGUCUCCAGUGAUCGUGAUGAUUCAUAA
Paramuricea clavata is the source of this 499-nucleotide messenger RNA. NCBI's taxonomy places the organism in Eukaryota, Metazoa, Cnidaria, Anthozoa, Malacalcyonacea, Plexauridae. The record is from the annotation of a GenBank genome assembly.